AUGAAGCUGCUGUUGUUGAUUACCGUUUGCAGUUCGAACGUAAGGCUCUUGUCGGCUACGUCACGAGGCAUGCCUGUGAUCGAAUACAGCUUUCCAUGCGGGGCUAAUGGGAAAGCAGAUAUCAAAUCGUCAAAUCUUACCCUCGGAAAUCUCCAGGGGAUCGAGAUGGCGCACUGUAAUCCUCUUGAUAAUGGAAUCUCGUCCAAAACCAUGCUGGAAUCCACUUCAAUCGCACCAAUGCGACGAGCCUUUCUCCAGUCGAAUGCUACUGGAUUGGCAUUGGAAUUGUGGAUCAAGCCCAAGAUUCAAAAACCUCCAACUCCCUCCUUCCGACCCAUUGUGACCAUCGCAAGUGAUCAGCAUCAAGUCGACGACAUUUUUGAAUGCCAUCUUACGGACCUUGCCAUUGGGCUUCGUGGUGAUUUACUGGAAUUUCGCUACGUUGACAAUGAUCCAUACCAAUCCUGUAGGAUCUUACUGGUACGAGACCGACCCCUAUAUAACGACGAAACGACACAGAUUGUCAUGACGCUGCACGAGAGCAAGACUAGUGUCUAUGUCAACGGUGAACCCAUCAUUACGGGCGCGCCGAAUAGUUUCAUGACGAAUUUGACAAUGUGGAAUAAGGACAGUACGAUAAGAUUGCUUGCAAAUCGCGAAUCCAUGCCUACAGAUAUCUAUUCGGGAGCGCUGUACCAGGUUUCUAUAUACGACAAAGUUGACGCAGCGGCACGGAUUCAAUUGGCGUAUCAAGAAAAGUUACAAGGCUUCGCGGACGGCCUUGUGAAUCGUGGGCCAUUGAGAUUGGUAGCUUCUGCAGCAUCUGCCACAGUGCUCCAAGGCCAAUCUUCAACAGUUCAGCUCGGAGGAUUCAACCAGUCCAUGCCAGAGUAUGAAGUGUGGAUUGAAAUUCUAGUUCUUCCACAGCAUGGAAUACUGCUGGGCGAGAAAGGACUUAUCCGAGAUCCUGGGAUAAGGCUUCCCUUGCAAACUUCAUCAUUGGAGAUGUCUUUCUUCUAUCGACCGAGGUCUGACAAUUUCUUCACUUCUCCUAGUACCAGUUUCAGUGGGAAGGAAUUAGACUCGAGUCCUGAUGUGGUAGAGUUUCGCCUGGUUGCAACUGGUAAUAACGAUGGUGCUGUGUUGGGAUGGUCGGAACCUGUACAGAAGAACAUCGAUGUGCAACACGUCAAUCGUCCGCCUACUCUUGAGAUAGCAACGACUGCACUUGUUCCACCAGAACAGUCUUCUAGUGCUUGGGGGUAUCCAACAGCUUAUCUCGAUGGUGCCCAGCUAGAGGACCCUGAUGAGAAUGUUGACCGUGUGCGCGUCGAUUUAUGGGCAAAGAACGGAUCCUUGUCUUUUCCAGACUAUUCUACCUUGGCAGAUUUCAGCCCACGAAAGAGUCGGGGUCAUCCAAUUUGGCAAUGUCACGGUGACCCAAGUGGUAGUCGGAAUAUGACAUUCUUAGCUGAACCUGACAGUGUGACUCAGAUUUUGUCUUCAUUGAGGUACGAAGGAUUCUUUUGGGACCAGCAGGAUGUCAUAGUGGUUCGUAUAUACGAUGGUAGUGGUGGUGACUGCUUGGAUGAAGAUGAACAUACAAGAGGUACAAUCCAUGAUGGAUGCUACGAGAUCAUAGCAAAGGUUCAGGUACCCCCAAUCUUCAUGAGGAAAAACGAGUUCAAGCUAAAAGAUAUCUCUUUUGUACAGAUAAGCUUCUGGCUAAUGCUUUUCGUCCCCAUUCUGGCAGUGCUCUUCGUGCUCCAGCGUUUGCUCUCGUGCAUCAAUUUAUGCCGGAAAGGGGGUGGUGUCGGUGUCGAAGGAGGCAUUGGUGGGGAUGAGUCGCCCGAAUACUAUGAGUGGGAUACCGAAGCUGAGAUGCCUCGAUAA
Messenger RNA from Cylindrotheca closterium, 1893 nucleotides. Lineage: Eukaryota; Bacillariophyta; Bacillariophyceae; Bacillariales; Bacillariaceae. The record is from the annotation of a GenBank genome assembly.